Echinostoma caproni is the source of this 1329-nucleotide messenger RNA. Lineage: Eukaryota; Metazoa; Platyhelminthes; Trematoda; Plagiorchiida; Echinostomatidae. The record is from the annotation of a GenBank genome assembly.
AUGAAUGAGCUAAGGUUUGUUAGUCAAUUUUUCGCUCAUGGUCAUCAUGUCUGCAGUCUACCCGAAGGUGCUGUUGUCCCAGGAACCUCCCCAGAUCGUUCGAAUGCGAAGAUAUGUCCUGAAUGUAAAUUUGUCAGUUCGUCAUCGGAAGAAUUAUGUGAACACUUUGAAAAUUCUCACGCUGAAAAGGGCAGUUUUUCUUGCACUUGCGGUGACUCGUAUGCUCGAUUGCCGGACUUUCUGCGGCAUUAUAUCGAUUGCCCCGUAGCGGCCACAGAUUUACAAGAUACACGAAGGGAUUCAAUAAACAAAAGAAAAGGAAAAAGGCGGCAUGCAGAAUAUGAUCCGCCCAGCGAAAUAGUGACAGACGAUGGUGUUGAGAAUGGAGACAGUAGUUCCUACGAAACCUAUUAUUCUUAUCGUCAUCCCUCCGUUUCCCCCAUCGCUGGGCCCUCCGAAGACAAGCCAUACGGUUGUCCAAAGUGUACUAAAGGCUUCAAAAGCAAAUCGCUGUUAGAUCAACACAUGCACCUUCAUUAUCCACCAAGGUAUAAGUGUCGAUGGUGUGGUAAUGUUUAUCGUUGGCCUCCUGUUUAUUAUCACCACAAGCAAAAAUGCAAGAAACGUCCGUUGCACAACAACUCCGGGUCCGAUGCGAAUCACGAGUGCAACAGUUCAGAGGAAUCACCGUUUAAGACUGAGGAUCCUAAUGUUUCCACAGAACAGGUUGCACUUGCUCAAAAAACGUUAGCUCAGUUCAUGAAUAUACAUGGCAUGACGAUUCCCAACUCUAAUCAUGCUUCCAGUGUCAUACCUCCUCUCCUGAACGGUUCAGUGCCCCCCUGCAAGUUCCCUUGUAUAUGUUCAGAAGUCUUCCUCACUCUACCUUCCUACCUCGAGCAUGCAAAGGUCUGUUCAAGCAUGCUGUCCGCUUCCACCGUCUUGGAGAAUUUGGCACCUCAGGUAUUACUUCCCGGUUUAAAUAUGGGUUUGGAUUUAUCUACCCAGUCUUUACUGAUUAAAUCGGAGGAAAACGGCACAGCCACUCCCGAAAAACCAGCUGUUCGAGAUCUUUCACUUCAUCAACCCUCCGGUGUCAAUGGAAUAUUCACUUGCUCAAUUUGUGGGAAAGAUUUUAAUUCAAAGCUAUCAUUAAAACAACAUGUUGACGGCAAGCACCGUGCGGAGGGAAAAUAUUUAUGUCCAACUUGUGGAAAGCGAUAUCGAUGGGGUGCUUCGUUUUACUAUCACAAGAAGACGUGUUUCCCUCAAGAUUCAACGAGCACGAUAGCAUCCCAGUCACCAGAGCUCCUCACUACUCGCACUUAG